AUGGCCAAACAGAAAUCCGGGGUCAGAGCUGGAAUUACAGGAACAGGGCGCAGCCAUAAUGUUCAGGUGUGUGAAAUACUGGCUGUCAGCAAGGCCGAAGAAGACAACACAAAGACCAGGAGUAAGAAAAAGGCUGAACACUCUCAGCAGUAUCCCCAUGAAUUCACAGUUUCUUACAUGAUGAGGACAAGGCAACACCAGUGGCGAUGUAGUGAUGUCACCUUUCACUGUCCCAACCAGGGACUCUGUGAGCAGUGGAUCACAGUUAUCAAUGAGCAGCUGUCACUACUCACCAACCGCCCGAAAAGCCUUCUGGUGUACAUCAAUCCCUAUGGGGGAAAGCAGCGUGGGAAGCGUAUUUACGAGCAGAAGGUGGCUCCACUGUUUCACCGUGCCUGCAUCUCGGCUGACGUGAUUGUUACUGAGCAUGCCAAUCAUGCCAGGGACCACUUAAAAACGGAGGCAAGUCUAGAGAAAUAUGAUGGGGUCGUGUGUGUGGGUGGAGAUGGGAUGUUCAGCGAGAUCCUGCAUGGGUUGGUCACCAGGGUCCAAACUGAUCACGGUGUGGACCAGAAUCAACCAGAUGCUGAGUUGGUGCCAUGUUCUCUACGCAUUGGGAUCAUUCCUGCAGGUUCCACUGAUUGUAUCUGCUUUGCUACAGUAGGAGUCAACGAUCCAGUUACUUCUGCUUUACACAUCAUUAUAGGCGAUUCCCAACCAGUGGAUGUAUGUUCAGUUCACCACAAGGAUAUCUUCCUCAGAUACUCAGUCUCAUUGCUUGGCUAUGGUUUCUAUGGAGACCUACUGACAGACAGUGAAAGGAAGAGAUGGCUGGGUCCUGCUAGAUAUGACCUGUCAGGGUUAAAAACCUUUCUGAGCCACAACUACUAUGAAGGCACCAUCUCUUUCCUCCCUGCCGAGGAUGCCGUGGGGAGCCCCAGGGACAAGCUGCAGUGUCGAUCUGGGUGCCAUGUCUGUCAGCACAAGCUUUCAUCAAAGGACAAGCAGUGGGACAUAUCAGAGAGGGAAAAGCCUGAUAAAGAUGGCAGUGGUUGGAAUGUGAUGCGUGGAAAGUUUAUUGCCAUCAAUGCAGCCAAUAUGAGCUGUGCGUGUCCCCGCAGUCCUAAAGGCUUGUCGCCUUCGGCCCACCUCGCUGACGGCACAUUGGACUUAAUCCUUGUCAGGAAAUGUUCCCGUUUGGACUUUUUCAGACACCUUCUUCGACAUAUCAACACAGAUGACCAGUUUGACCACUCAUUUGUGGAGGUCCACCGGGUGAGGAUGUUUCAUUUCCAGCCACUUUACCAAGAGUCGAUUUCACUGGACGAUCUGAACGAGACUCCAAAGAAGACAGGCUGCAGUCCCAUGUGCCCUGCUCCAACAGCCUGCAGCUACAACACUAUCUACAGCAGUUGGACCUGUGAUGGAGAGAUCCUGCCUCACGCUGCCAUCCAAGUCAGUGUCCAGUGCCAGUUGAUCCGCCUGUUUGCCCGCGGUAUCGAGGAGCAGUAGCAGCGGUGUGCUUCUGAAGUUCUCACUAUACACAAAAGUGAAAUUGGAAUGAAUCUUGAGAUGUGAUUUAACUCCACCAGCCAUAUAAGAGGAAAAAAAUACAGAGAGAUGUUACAUCACAUGAUUUCCCGAAGACCAAUAACUUCAGCUGCUGCCUUGCUGUCAUUUGGGGCUGUUAAUGUGCAAA
Molecule: messenger RNA, 1699 nt
Organism: Monopterus albus (swamp eel)
Lineage: Eukaryota; Metazoa; Chordata; Actinopteri; Synbranchiformes; Synbranchidae
Gene: cerk
Product: ceramide kinase
Exons: 13
Coding region: 1-1512 (503 amino acids)
Biological process (GO): phosphorylation; ceramide metabolic process
Molecular function (GO): ceramide kinase activity
Source: RefSeq, a predicted model, not a curated record